GAGAGGGUAGGUUGGGACUUAUGUAAUUUUUCACAGUUAUAAACUUCAUAGGCUGAGACAACUGCCUACAUCGUCCUUUUGAUCCGGCGAAAAUAAAAACAGAAUCAGUUCAUCCAUAUCUGACUUUACAUUUAACAUCAUGAGACUUUAUAAGGAUAUUUUUACAGAAAAGGAUGUGUUCACAGACGCUUUCAAAAUCGAACUAGUGGAUGAUCUGGUUUAUGUUGUGACUGGAAAAUUGAUUGAAUGUUCCACUGAAAUUGACGAGAGUGCCAUAGGUGGUAAUAAAUCUGCAGAAGAUACUGCUGAGGAUGUAAAAAGUGAUGCUAUCUUAAUUGGAAAUAUUAUCGAUGGUGCUAACCUCCAAGAAAUUCCAAGCAUUGCUUCAAAAUCCGACUUCAAGGCUGCAGUGAAAAAAUAUGCAGAUAAACUUGUGAAAAAGGUUUCUGAAACAGACGCAGAGCGUGGCAACUUUUUAAAGACGAACAUGUCAAAAGCUAUCGCACCUAUUUUAAAAGAUUUCAAAAAUCUACAAUUUUUUGCCACUGAUGGUGAUGAGUUGGAUUUGGAUGGAAUGAUUAUAGUGUAUGAACAGUUAGGUGAAUAUAAAGUGGGGACUGAAGUCAAAAUAACAGUAUUUAAGGAUGGAUUGUAUGACGAGAAAUGUUGACCUCCUAACACUUACUGGAAUUUCACAUGGAUAUGUCUUCUGAAUUGUAAAAUUCGCCGAUUUAUGUCUUGUACAUCUUUAAUAAAUAUCAACAAUGACUUUGUCUUUA
Molecule: messenger RNA, 779 nt
Organism: Hydractinia symbiolongicarpus
Lineage: Eukaryota; Metazoa; Cnidaria; Hydrozoa; Anthoathecata; Hydractiniidae
Product: translationally-controlled tumor protein homolog
Exons: 3
Coding region: 140-670 (176 amino acids)
Cellular component (GO): cytoplasm
Molecular function (GO): calcium ion binding
Source: RefSeq, a predicted model, not a curated record